Panicum virgatum (switchgrass) is the source of this 845-nucleotide messenger RNA. RefSeq names its product acetyltransferase At1g77540-like. The record is from RefSeq and is a predicted model, not a curated record. The transcript is spliced from 2 exons. Bases 88 to 492 code for a protein of 134 amino acids. NCBI's taxonomy places the organism in Eukaryota, Viridiplantae, Streptophyta, Magnoliopsida, Poales, Poaceae.
AAAAAAAAAGGUCCAAGGAGCCAAGACGAGCUGAGGAGUGAGGAGUCCGAGUGUCCGACUCCGCGAGAAGCAUCUCCGGGCGAUCCGAUGGCGGAGGAGGGCGGCGCGGUCAAGCGGAAGGUGGAGGCCCCUCCGCCGGAGACGGAAGGCAUCGUGUGGAGGGAGGACGCGGGGAGGUUCGAGACGCCCGACGGCGAGGCCUUCCUCCAGUACCACCUCCUCCCCGGCGGGGGCAGGGGCGGGGGCGGCGCGCCUCCUGCUGCGGCGGCGGCGGUGAUGGACAUGGUGCACACGUACGUGCCGCGGAGCAAGCGCGGGCAGGGGCUCGCCGCGCGCCUCUGCGACGCCGCCUUCGCCCACGCGCGGGGCCGCGGCAUGCGCGUCGUCCCCACCUGCUCCUACAUCUCCGACACGUACCUGCCACGUAAUCCGGCGUUGAAGGAGCUGGUGUACAAGGAUCACGAACCGCAUCCCAAACCCAGCAGCAUGUAGCUCUGUCCAAGGAAGUAAGGAACACCCAUUUCACUCGAUCCAAAGGCGGCAGGUGCUACUAAAUAAGCAGAUAUCCAAUUGAUAGAAGUGUAAAGUGUGUGGUUUCACGGCGCCUCGUGAAAGAUCCUUGAUGCCAAAUGGUACACUUUGGGCGUCUCUUGUGAUUUCGAGAACAGAGGCUGCAUAACUUUUGCGAAACAACGGGCGUCUCUUGUGAUCCUUUCUUGCUAGCUAUAGGAGGCAAAUUAAAUGGACAUGUGUUUCCUUUUCAGCAUUGAGCAUUCACGAAUGAAGCAUCAGUAUAUAUAUGUAUCCAAAUUUAAGUAACUAGAUAUAUUGAAUUGUCAUUGCUA